UUUCAAGUUCAAUAGCAUUGUUUUCGCUUCUAUUUUUCGUUUCUUAAAAUUUACUCUUCACCUUAAUCAAUUCACAUUUAUAUAUUUUUCCUUUAGCAAGCAAGCAGCAGCAGCACCAACAGCGAACUUUUAUUUCACACCUACGACCCCGAGCGGAAUUUAUAGCAGAGCGAAGAACAAUAAAAAACACCGACGAUGCAGAUGCUUACAAAGUUUGAGACUAAAAGCAGCCGCGUCAAGGGUGUAGCUUUCCACCCUAAGCGGCCGUGGACCCUGGCAUCUCUGCACAACGGCAGCAUCCAGCUCUGGGACUAUCGCAUGGGCACUUUGCUCGAUCGCUUUGAGGAGCACGAAGGUCCUGUUCGCGGAAUCUCAUUCCAUCCGACUCAGGAGCUUUUCGUGUCGGGUGGUGACGACUACAAGGUAAAGGUGUGGAACUACCGUACUCGCCGCUGCAUCUUCACUCUCCAGGGGCACUUGGACUACGUACGCACAGUCUACUUCCACCCCGAGCAGCCGUGGAUUAUCAGCGCCUCCGACGAUCAGACAAUUCGCAUUUGGAACUGGCAGUCGCGCCAGUGUAUUGCCGUGCUCACCGGACACAACCACUACGUUAUGUGCGCUCAAUUCCACCCGACCGACGAUCUUGUCGUAUCGGCCUGUCUUGAUCAGACCGUCCGUGUCUGGGACAUCUCUGGGCUGACCCGCAAGAGCGCAGCCGGCGCGCAGCCCAUGAUGACCGAUCCGCUGACUGCCCAGCGCAUGGGCGCUCAGGGCGACUUUUUCAACGUCACCGACGUGGUCGUCAAGUUUGUGCUCGAGGGCCACACCCGAGGUGUCAACUGGGCCACGUUCCACCCGACGAUGCCGCUGAUUCUGUCCUGCGGCGACGACCGCCAGGUCAAGAUCUGGCGCAUGAACGACUCGCGCGCGUGGGAGGUGGACACCUGCCGCGGCCACUACAACAACGUCAACUCGGCCAUGUUCCACCCCAAGCGCGAAUUCAUUCUCUCAGACUCGGAGGACAAGACCAUUCGCGUGUGGGACACCACUCGCCGCACGCUGCUGCAGACCUUCCGCCGCGAGCAGGAUCGUUUCUGGUGCUUGACCGCCCACCCGGAGCUCAACCUAUUCGCCGCAGGCCACGACAACGGCCUGAUUGUGUUCAAGCUCGAGCGUGAGCGCCCGGCAGCGGCCAUCCACCAGAACACGCUGCUUUACGUCAAGAGCUCGCAGAUCUACAUGCACAACUUUGCUGACUCCAGCGAUCAGCCGAUCGUUGCUAUUCGCACGGCGCCCGCCGGCCAGUACUUGCCGCCGCCGCGCACAAUGAGCUUCAACCCCUCUGAAAAGGCGAUUCUUCUCACGAGCGACGCCGAGGGCGGCAGCUACGAGCUGUACACCCUGCCGCGCAAUCUCACCGGCUAUGUCGCCGAGGCAGGCCAGUCUCGGCGCGGCACCGGGACGUGCGCGUUUGGACCGGGCGCACAGCAGAUCCUGAUCAAGGACCUGUCGAACCAAACGACAAAGACCAUCCAGCCCCCAGUUGCUGUCGAGGCCAUCUUUGCUGCGCCCGGCUCGCAGCUGCUGCUGGCCACUGCGACCUCGGUCAUUCUGUUCGACGUGCAGACCCGCCAAACUGUGGCCGAGAUCAACACCGCUCCCGUAAAGUACGUUGUGUGGAGCUCCGACAUGUCCACCGUCGCCCUUCUGUGCAAGCAUACGAUCACGCUGGCCAGCAAGCAGCUGGAGCAGCUAUGCCAGGUGCACGAGACCAUCCGCAUUAAGAGCGCAGUCUGGGACGAUUCGGGCGUGCUUUUGUACACCACGCUGAACCACAUCAAGUUUGCGCUGCCUCAGGGCGACACCGGAAUCAUCCGCACUAUCGACAAUCCUGUCUACCUUGCGCGCGUGCAGGGUGGCAGCGUGCAGACCAUGAAGGUUGAUCCGACCGAGUACAAGUUCAAGCUGGCCUUGGUCCACCGCAACUAUGAGGAGGUUGUUUCGAUCAUCCGCAACUCGAACCUAGUCGGACAAUCGAUCAUUGCAUACCUGCAGAAGAACGGCUACCCUGAGAUUGCCCUGCACUUUGUGCGCGACGACACCGCUCGCUUCGAGCUAGCGCUCGAGUGUGGCAACAUGGACAUUGCACUGGAGACCGCCAAGGCCAUCGACAAGCCCGCCUACUGGGACAAGUUCAGCCAGGAGGCGCUGCGUCGCGGACACGUGCAAAUGGUCGAGCUGGCAUACCAGCGCACCAAGUCAUACGACAAGCUGUCAUUCCUGUACAGCAUCACUGGUAACAUUGAGAAACUGGCCAAGAUGCAAAAGAUCUCGGUUAUGCGCGACGACCCCCAGUCGCGCCUGCAGAACUCGCUCUACCUGGGCGACAUCGAAGACCGCGUGCGCCUGUCACUUGCAUACCUGACGCCAAGACGCACGGCUGAGUCGAUCCGCAUCGCAGCGGGAAUCGAAGAGGAAGACAUUGUUGGCGUGCCUAGCACCGGCCAGGGCACUCUGCUGUAUCCUGCGACGCCCAUUGUGCCGGCGCCAGAGCUCGACUGGCCGCAACUGCAUAGCAGCGGCGCAUGGGGCAUUGACAAAGAUAGCAACAACUUGGGAGGUGCCGCUGCGCGCAACGCAUUUGACGAUGAGGGUAACCUCGCUGACGAUGCCGAGGGCGACUGGGGGAUUGAGGAUGACGGCGAGCUCGAUGCAGAUAUUGCUGCUGAGGCCACGGCGGCCGCGGCGGCUGGUUUUGUGCCGCCGCAGCCCGGCAUCAGCGAGCUUGAAGUGUGGUCGCGCAACUCGCCACUCGCCGUAGACCAAAUCGCGGCGGGCAGGUUUGACCAGGCGAUGAAGCUGCUGCGCGACCAAGUCGGCAUUGCAUCGUUUGACGCGCUCAAGCCUGCGUUCCUGGAAAUAUACUCGGCAUCGCGGUCUGUGCUAACCACAGCGCCAUUUGCGUCGGCAGCCCGCAUUCCCCUGCGGCGCAACCCCACCAAUGCCACCGAGCGCUCCCAGUUCCUGCCAGCGCAGAUCUACAGCCUGGCGUCAUCACUUGAGCAGCUGCAGCAGGGAUACCGCGCAACCACUGGCGCCAAGUUCGAGGAUGCGCUGGCUCUGUUCAAGCGCUUGCUUCUGUCGCUGGUUUUUGUCACUGGGGAUUCUAUUGAGGACGCGAACGAGAUCAAGCAGCUUCUGCAGAUCAGUCGUGAAUACGUCAUUGGAAUCAGCAUUGAGCUCGAACGCGCAGCCGUGUCCAAGGAGGAGCCGACCGACGAGAAUGCCACCCGGCUGGUCGAACUGGCAGCUUACUUUACGCAUUGCCAGCUGCGUGCAGACCACGAGAAGCUUGCCCUGCGCCUGGCGAUGAACACGGCGUACACGCACAAGUGCUUCAAGGCGGCCGGCGAGUUUGCACAACGCCUUUGGAUCUGGGCGCGCAAGAUGAUCACGAUCUGUGACCGCCAGAGCCGUGACACGCUGCCCGUCAACUACGACGCGCGCAAUCCGUUUGUUGUCUGUGCAGCGUCGCACACGCCCAUCCACAAGGGCGAGGCAGCGGUCAACUGCCCCUACUGCCAGGCAACGUACAAGCCCGAGUUUGAAGGGAGCCUGUGCCGUGUAUGCACAAUUGCCAAGAUCGGAGCAAAGGCCAGGGCCUGCGCUCCCUUGCUUCAUCUGCUAGGCUUGUAACUUUGCAAUUGAUCCAGAUCCAUCUAUUCUUUAUUACUUUUGGCACUAAAAAUGCCAUUCCUUUAUUCUACAUUAUCAAUUCACAUUUUUAACAAGAUAGCAUGUG
This is a messenger RNA of Kickxella alabastrina, 3805 nucleotides long. RefSeq names its product coatomer WD associated region-domain-containing protein. The transcript has 9 exons. Gene Ontology annotation, biological process: retrograde vesicle-mediated transport, Golgi to endoplasmic reticulum; intra-Golgi vesicle-mediated transport; endoplasmic reticulum to Golgi vesicle-mediated transport. NCBI's taxonomy places the organism in Eukaryota, Fungi, Kickxellomycota, Kickxellomycetes, Kickxellales, Kickxellaceae. Bases 196 to 3699 code for a protein of 1167 amino acids. Gene Ontology annotation, molecular function: protein binding; structural molecule activity. Gene Ontology annotation, cellular component: COPI vesicle coat. The record is from RefSeq and is a predicted model, not a curated record.